Monascus purpureus is the source of this 4634-nucleotide messenger RNA. The record is from the annotation of a GenBank genome assembly. NCBI's taxonomy places the organism in Eukaryota, Fungi, Ascomycota, Eurotiomycetes, Eurotiales, Aspergillaceae.
CUUUCAAUCUGUCUGUAUGACUCUUUAAAGCACGUUGGACGAAUCCGAUCCCGAAGUCCAGCUGCUGUUUGAAACGCCUCUAGCGCCCUGUGCCUAGCGCCGUUCCCAAUGGGUGUCAGCAAGGCUCCCCUCCGGUAUUGCUAGAAUGACAAGCCGAUCGCCUAACUCCUGCUACCUUCCUUGCGUCGCUUACCGCAUCCGAAAGCCGCGUGGGAUACAAGAUCAGACUCUCCGAUCAAGUGUAUUUGAUAAAUUAUACGGAUAAACCUCGCGAUUCGCGACAGGUCAUGGUCUCCCGAUCUCGCGAGGGGAGCCAGGCGUUACCUCCCCCUUCAUCGUCUCGAACUCCAGCUACGGCAAACAGACCCAAAAUGGCGAGAUUAGGGACAAGCCCAACCAAACGUGAUGAUAGGAUGGGGAAGACCUCAGCGAAGGAUGUUGCGGAGCUUCAGGACUACCAAUUGGGGGAUUGCUUGGGAAGGGGUGCCUUUGGGUCCGUCUACAGGGCUUUAAAUUGGAAUACCGGAGAGACUGUCGCUGUAAAGCAGAUAAAGCUGACAGACCUUCCGAAGAGCGAACUACGAGUCAUCAUGCUAGAGAUUGAUUUGUUGAAGAACCUGGAUCAUCCCAAUAUCGUCAAGUACCAUGGUUUUGUGAAGUCUGCUGAAACUUUAAAUAUCAUCUUGGAAUACUGUGAAAACGGCUCCUUGCAUUCUAUCGCGAAGAAUUUUGGCAGAUUUCCAGAAAACCUGGUCGGUCUGUACAUGUCCCAGGUCUUAAAUGGACUGUUAUAUCUCCACGAGCAAGGUGUUAUCCAUAGGGAUAUUAAGGGUGCGAAUAUUCUUACCACCAAGGAAGGUCUGGUGAAGCUGGCGGAUUUUGGUGUUGCCAGUCGGACCACUGGUCUCAACGAAAACAGCGUCGUUGGUACUCCAUAUUGGAUGGCUCCUGAGGUGAUUGAGCUUUCAGGUGCGACCACAGCUUCAGAUAUAUGGAGUCUUGGUUGUACUGUCAUUGAGCUUUUGGAGGGCAAGCCCCCAUACUUCAACCUUCAACCGAUGCCUGCACUGUUUCGCAUUGUGAAUGAUGACCAUCCCCCACUGCCACAGGGUGCAUCACCGGCUGUGAAGGAUUUUCUCAUGCAGUGUUUUCAGAAAGACCCCAACCUCCGUGUUUCUGCAAGGAAGCUACUUAAACAUCCCUGGAUAGUCAAUGCCCACAGGUCAGAUUCAGUGGUCCCGAAGAAGUCUACCGAAUAUGAAGAAGCUGUGAAAAGCGUCCAGGAGUGGAACGAAGCUCUUCGGUCACCGGGUAAAGGUGACUUACGGAGAACUUUCAGAACAAAUCAUUAUAGCCCAGCUCCUCUGCGUCAGGACUUUCCUGGUUCUCGGAGCCCCCCAGCGAGGGACUCCUUACCGACCGCUACCUCUAAAUGCGUUACAGAUAGGUUCAAAUCCCUAGAUACCGCAGAGGACGACAACUGGGACGACGACUUUGUCACUGCUAUUUCUCCUAGCGCAUUGCACUUGCCUCACCUUCGGCCACAUGAUAAUUUCGGUGGCAUGCUAUCUUCUGAGAAGCUUAAGGCAUUUGCAUCUCUAGAUGGGACGGUGACGAGACACGACGACAGCUUCGGUUCCGAUGACACGGUAUUGCAGCCGGGUGAGACAGAUCCUCAACAAACUAUACGACCAUACCCAUUCCAACGUCAGCAGGCGAGCAAGAACUCCGUGUCUUCCAUGCAGAACGUUCCCAUUCUAAACCAGAGCCCAAUGCCGCCAAGACGACAACAGCGUCCAGCAUCUUUGUUUAAGGAGAAUUCCGUAGAGGACUUCUCGGAUCUCGUAAUUGGCAAUGAAGAUGUCUUGGACCGGAAGCUAGGUGCCUUUCAAGAUGUGGAAUAUUCCAGGAACCGCCAAGCUUCACAGGGUUCUUCAUCAUCUACCAAAGUCCCUAGCAGAUUGUUCACUCAAGAAGACAGCGUGGAGUCACAAGGUCAACUUAAAAGGCAGAUAUCCGUUAGACGCAAUCGUUCCGCGAUCGAAAUCGAAAAGUUUGCAGAGAACGAGGGGGAUGAAGAUUUCUCUGAUAUCCUCGGAACCGGCGAGGUUGUUUUGGACAACCCUAAAGUGCAAGGGAACUCGGGUCGAAACCUGAUGUUGAAUUCAAAACUCUCGAACAAUUCUUGGCUUGGGGACCAGGAUGAUGAGGAUGACCCGUUUGCGCAGCUGGAAGAGGGGUUUGACGAGAUGGAUUUAGAGGCCAACAUCGCGCGAGAUAAACACGCCCGGCUUCGGAAUCAAGUCGAGGGUCUUGUUACCUCCUUGAAGACAUCACAGGAUGAUGAUGUCCUCGAGGAUAUUUCCGAUCAACUGCUAGGCAUUUUCUACGAUUUCCCUGAAACAAAAAACGUCAUUAUCGGUGCUCAUGGAAUGCUGCCAAUACUGGAAAUCCUCGACAUGUGCCGACGACGUGAUAUAAUCACCAACCUUCUGAAGAUCGUCAACGCAAUCAUUUUCGACGAUUAUGAGAUCCAGGAAAAUCUCUGCUUCAUCGGAGGAAUACCGAUAAUCAAUGAAUUUGCCUCCAAAAAGUAUCCACAGGAGAUCCGACUUGAGGCAGCUGCCUUCGUGCAGCAGAUGUAUCAGACCUCGACUCUUACACUUCAGAUGUUUGUUAGCGCUGGCGGCCUAAACGUCCUGGUUGAAUUCUUGGAAGACGAUUACGAGGAUGAACGUGAUCUUGUCCUAACUGGCGUCAAUGGAAUUUGGAGUGUGUUCGAAUUGCAGGGUUCCACUCCCAAAAAUGAUUUUUGCAGGAUUUUGUCUCGUAACUCUGUCCUGGACCCUCUGUCUCUAGUUUUGAGCCGCGUUUUGGAUGAGGGAGGAGAGUUUGCCGAAAUUGUUGAGGGUCGUAUUGCAAAUAUCUUCUUCAUCUUCUCACAGGCUGAGAAUCAUGUCAAGGAAAUGGUUGCUGAAAGGACUGUUCUGCACAGGGUGCUGAAAGAAUUGAAACGCAUGACACCGGUUCAUCAGAUAACCAUGCUGAAAUUCAUCAAGAACCUGUCUAUGUUGUCCACGACUCUCGAUGCACUUCAAAACUCAAACGCUAUUGACGUGUUGACAGACCUGUUGAGAUCAACAAUGAAGCGUCCUCAUUUCCGAGAAGUGUCUAAUCAGAUUUUAAAUACCAUAUACAAUAUGUGUCGUCUAAACAAGUCACGUCAAGAAGACGCUGCAUUGAAUGGCAUCGUGCCUCUUCUUCAAAAGAUUGUCAAGACGGAGCGCCCACUGAAAGAGUUCGCUCUGCCCAUUCUUUGCGAUAUGGCGCAGUCUGGCAAGGUCGGUCGUCGCGAGCUGUGGCGCAACAGAGGUUUGGCGUUUUACAUUUCUCUACUCUCGGACCCCUACUGGCAGGUCACUGCUUUGGACGCAAUCUUCAUUUGGCUCCAGGAGGAAACGGCAAAGGUUGAAGAGCAGCUUCUGGAUGAUAGCCACUACAAGCCGUCUUUCACUGACGCCAUUGUCAAAUGCUUAACAAUUUCCAAGGCUAAUGCAUUCGAAAAUAUUUUGGAACCGCUUCAGAAACUUCUACGUUUGAGCCCUGCGAUUGCUAAGACACUCGCCCGGCCAGAUCUUUUCACGAGGAUCGGACUAAAGCUCCACCACAAUAAAGCUGCGGUACGGUUGAAUUUGCUCCGAAUCGUAAGCAGCAUCUGUGAUUCAAGCGAGGAAAAUGGCGAUCUUCUGGCUCGUUACGAUCUCCUUGACGCGAUCAGGGAACUGGAAGAUGACCCGGCCAUUCUGGUUAGAGACAUGGCUGGCAAACUUAUUAAAUCCAGUGAGCGAAGUGAAGCUUUGGGUCUCGGGAAGCGCAAGGCGGCCGUGAGACAGAGAAGCACCUCGACCUUAUCCGGCCAGUCUACCCCGUCUACGCCCCAGCUCAGCCGUUCGAGCCAGUCGAAGGGAUUUAUGGAUGGAUGGGAGACGCCAAGGCAUUCGCGUAACGGUCUUGGUGGCUCUGGUCUAGCGUUGCGACCUAGGAGCCAGGAUAGCAGCAUUGGCCCUAGUCUUCUUUCCCCAGGGGCGAACGGUUCGAUCGCAGUGAGAAACAGAGUCAUUCGCGGGUUGUCUCAUAGGCUGUCUCAGGUUGAGCUUUCACCGGAUGAAGACACCAGGCCUUCUCUCUCCCGUCGACGUUCGAUGGUACCUCGUCGUCGCAGGCCAACGAUUGCAGACGCCGAACUGUCGUGAUUUGACCACUCAUUUGAUCUGUUCUCCCACUCUGACUCUCAUAUGCACGAUCUCUCCUUUUAUUUCCCCGUUGAGUACAUGCAUAAUAUGGGCGUACUGGACUCUGGGAACUGGUAUUUUCUGUUUUCACUCUCUUCCUCGACUGACUGCCGUCUCUUGGCAUCGUUGAUGCGAACUGCACUUGCUUUUGCCUUGGGAGCUCUAGUUAUUUCUUUAAUUUUCCUUUUCCUCCCUUCUCUGGGUCAAUGGUUACUGGAUAACGGACAUUAAUUGGGAGCAUAUCGGAGGUGAUUCUUACCUACACGGAGCGGCGAGAUGGUUGCGCGCUGGAUAGGAUACAUAGAGAACUCCAAUACGACCGGCCUAGUAGUAGCAUAUUUU